Molecule: messenger RNA, 4523 nt
Organism: Siniperca chuatsi (mandarin fish)
Lineage: Eukaryota; Metazoa; Chordata; Actinopteri; Centrarchiformes; Sinipercidae
Gene: hmox2b
Product: heme oxygenase 2b
Exons: 7
Coding region: 387-1331 (314 amino acids)
Biological process (GO): response to oxidative stress; heme oxidation; heme catabolic process
Molecular function (GO): heme binding; heme oxygenase (decyclizing) activity
Source: RefSeq, a predicted model, not a curated record
AGGAGCAGCAGCAGCAGCAGCAGCAGCAGCAGCAGUAGCAGUAGUAGCUGUUGUAUAAAAACUACAACCUUGCCAGUUUGCGUCCUCGGCACUUCCUGUGGAGAAGCGCCUGACUGCGAGCAGCCGGCUGGGGGCGAAGUUGGACGUGUAGUUCCGUCCUGGACCUCCAGCCUGAUUUGUAGUUAACCGGUCUGCUCCGCACAGUGGUGGGGUGAAGAGUAAAUAAGGUCAAAGGCUUGAAGCAGCUGAAUUAACUGGCAGAAGGCAUCUUUCCUUUGACCAUUAUCUCGGGAACAACAGCCACAGUGAAUAGGAGUGGGGGUGAUAUCAGCUGCCCUUUUUCCUGAUUAGACCUCUGCUGCCUAUUGGACAGGAACACACCACUAAUGUCAGCAGAGAAAAUGGAGACAGCAGCAAGUGUGUCCAAUGGAGCAGGACCUGUAUAUGAGGAAAAAGAAGACACCCUCAGUGCUGAGGAUCUGUCUGAGAUGCUGGCAGCAGGGACCAAAGAGGUUCAUGAAAAGGCUGAGAACACCCAGUUUGUGAAAGAUUUCCUCAGGGGACGCAUCCGCAAAGAGCUCUUCAAGCUUGGUGCUGUGGCACUCUACUAUACUUAUAAAGCCAUGGAGGAGGAGAUUGAAAGGAACAAAGACCACCCCCACUUUGCCCCUCUGUAUUUUCCUACAGAGCUGCACCGCCACAAGCCCCUGGCCCGUGACCUUGAGUACUUUUACGGACCUGACUGGCAGAGCCAGGUCAGCUGCUCCCAUGCCACCCAACGCUAUGUGGACCGUAUUCAUCAAGUAGGGCAGGAGGACCCAGUGCUGCUGGUGGCCCACGCUUACACCCGCUACAUGGGGGACCUGUCUGGGGGCCAGGUGCUGAAGAAGGUAGCGCAGAGAGCCAUGAAGCUGCCGCCCACAGGGGAGGGCCUGGAAUUCUAUCAUUUUGAUGCCAUCCAUAGUGCCAAAGCAUUCAAGCAGCUGUACCGUAGUCGGAUGAAUGAGCUGGAACUGGACAUGGAAAUAAAGAAGAGGCUGGUAGACGAGGCUGUCAAGGCCUUCCAGUUCAACAUGGAGGUGUUUGAGGAGUUGGAAGAGAUUGGUAAAACCAUCCAGGAGGAUGUUUUAGAUGCUGGCAUGGCUGUCCAUGGAGCAAUGGGUGGAGACAUCAGCAAGUGUCCCUACUAUGCUGCCAAAAUGGCGGCGUCGGGUGGAACAGCAUACGCCUGUCAGCUCGCCAUGGCCGUACUCCGACACCCAACAGGACAGGUCCUGUUUGCUACUUGGUUUGCUGCUCUGGCUGGAUUGGCGGCUUGGUAUAUGAUGUGAUCCAGCCGUCACCCUGUCACUCUGCUGCUGUGAGAGAGAGAGGGGAGAAACAUAGAAGUAAGGACAGUAAGGACACUAGAAAAUUCCCUCAAACUGUAGACCAUUUCAUAGUUUCCUACAAACAUUCUAAACGAGUCCAAGUUUAUUUAAUGUUACAUGUUUGCUAAUAGCUGACAGGAAAUAAACUUGGAUUUAUUUUUUGUCGAUGGAAUUCCAAUGAAAUGAUCUAUAGGACCAUUAGUAUGUCAACUCCAUCCAUCCAUACAUCAAGCUACACCUUGUCACAGUUUCUCCUCCUGUUUUUUUAUUUAUCUACCUCCCUCCAACCUGUAUUUUUCCAGUGUGUUAGGUAGUAUUUCAAGUCCUUCUGUAGCUGUUUUCUGACUUUGUCAUGGAAACAUACAUCGUGAAUAGCUAAAUAGUUGUGAAAAAUGACAUUUUCUCACAGUUUUCAAUGAAACUGCCAGAUUGAGCAUGGUGACUUUUAGAUGCCGCCCAUGCAUAAACUGUAAUUGGCUAUACAGUAAUAAAUUAAUUAACAAUGAUGAAUGGAUUAUCAAUAUUAAUUCAAGGUAUUCUUCGUAAAAACAUACUAUGCACAUGUUAUGCAUGAGUAUAAUAGCACAGUAGGUUUUUGCUGGACAAACUGCUGUGUUUAUUUUUAAUGAGGCCUUGGUGUUUUGGUAUUAAAAGAUCUUAAUUUGACCAGGGACAGGAAAUAAUGUAUGACUUAAUAAUGCAACAGUGAAACACUGGUGUAUUUGUAAAUGUAAACUUAGAAAAUGUAUCAAUGGCUUUUUUUUUAACUUCUACACAUUGAUUGCAGUUCCUUUUUAUUAAAUCCAUCAUCACAUUUCAUGAUUCAAACAUGACCUCAAAUGUUUCCAAAAAGUUCGUACUAGUGUAGAGACAAGUGAUGGGAAGCAAAAGCUUUUUUUUUUUUUUCAAAAUAUAGCACACCUACACUUUGGCAAGUGUAUGAUUAAUAAAUAUUCUUCAGAUACUUGUGAAUAUACCAGAUAUUUGAAUCUACUGAUGCAUGUUCAAACGUACUAUUGGUCUGUUUCAGAAUAGGACAUCUUGUAUUUCUAAAAAGACUGCCUGUUGUCGAUUUUAAAUACAUAACUAAGCUUAAAUAUCCAAGACGAAUGACUCAUUGAUGAUUCAGUUGUACCUGCCACAGGAGCCUAUAUUAGGACAAAGGUGUUAACAGAGGUGAUUGCAGCUGUUUUAAAGGAAAUUGUCUUUUUAUAAUAGUAAUGGUUUGUCUAAAUUCUUGUGUAUGAACUACUUCAGGUUAGGUACAUAUAGGCAGGUCAUUCAGCAGCUCUGCUCUUGUUUAUGUAUCCAUUUGUUAUGGAUAUAUCAGUAUGCAUCAUCACUAAAACUGUAAUCAUUAUUCAUAUGCUGUAUAUACUGUAGUACUGUAGUGCACAACUACUACAGUACUUCAACAUAGAUAAGGAGGAUUAUUUUGUGCUGUGUGUACUGUAUGCAGUGUAAUUUCACUGUUUUGCAAUUUAAGUUUAAUAUUUAUCCUGACACAGUAAUUAGAUGUUAUUAACUUUGCUUUAUCUUUCCAAGCAGUUUAUUUUUUUGCUUGGAUUGGUCACAGAAUACCAAAGGAAACCUGCAGAUAACCUUUCAGCUAGGGCUGAAACGAUUCCUUGAGUAACUCGAUUACUAAAAAUCAUGUUUAAUCCAUAUGAUUACAUAGAGCUCACUGUGUUUCGCACGGAUGAUUAUUACUGUCGCACAACGCGCUUACGUGGCUCAGAGCCUCUUUGGUGUGAUUUGACAGAGCGGAUUACAACAAGGAGGAAGAGAGAAAAUAGCGAGGGGCGCAAAGAAAGCGACAGAAAGUGUCCACAUAAACUCUGUACAGUGUGUCUGUUGUAAAACUGAACUAGCCUACCACAACAGCACAACGUCUAUGCUUCAGCAUCUCAGCAGAAAGCAUAACUUUACAGUCUGUGCAUCCAGUCCACAGAGCAGACCCGACACAAGGUAUAUGAAGGCUAGUAAAAAAUGUAGGCUACGUUAAUUAUGGCUAUAUGUAAUGGCUAGUUAACAACGAAAAUCCAUGUGGUGGCUAGUUAUGAUGUCCCUAAGUUAGCUAGGUGCGGUCAGUUUGUGAAAGCCUGAGCUUCAUUCAUGUUAUUAUUAGUCACAGUUCGUUUUUGCCUCCUACAAAUGCCACAAAGAAGACAGUAAAGGCUAACGUUAUGCCUGAGCUGUACUUCAGUUGAAACUUGUAGUUCUUAAGUAUAUAUAACUUUUUUUUUAAGCAAAAUGUUUUUUCUUCAUUUCAGAACAUGUUUUCUUUAAAACCCAGAAUGUAAUAUGGUAUUGAAUGCAUUGAAGGGGUUUAGUUUUGACAGAUAAUAUUAUCAUAUGCAAUUUAAGCAAUACAAAUGUAGAUUUUUCUAAAAGUGAAACCAAUUAGUUGUUAAUUUCAAGAGAUGUCUUAUUUUUUCUUUUGCAUAUUUACUAUUGCUCUUUAAUAAAGCAAAAGUAUUUCUUAUCCGAUUACUUGAUUAAUCGAUGGAACAAUCGGUAGAAUACUCAAUUACUAAAAUAAGUGAUAGCUGCAGCCCUACCUUCAACCAGGUUCCUGUCCGUUUGGAUUUGCACAACACAUUCACACACAAAUGGAUGUACAGUAUUCCUUCAUUAGCAAACCUAAUUCAGGAUAACAGCUCUAGUGCAGCUGUUUGAUCACAGACAUGCCAACCUAAGUGACGAUAUGUUUUGUAUUGGAGUGUCUCAGGUUCAUGUUGCAGUCAGAUGGCAAUAGCAUUGCAUAUGGAUGACUAAUACAGAACUGCCCUAAUAUACUUCUCUAGUUCAAUGUCCAUGUGUUUUCUUCUUUUUUUAAUGCCAGUGUGAUAUGUCAAAAUGCUACAGUAUUUUUGGACGUUUUGAAGGUACGCUUCCUUGAAUCUCAGGAGUUCGGGUAGUUUUGGUCAUCAGAUUAAAGUGAGUGGGAUGCAUGACUAAUUCAUGUUGAUUUUGAAUUCUCUAGCGCUUUCAUUAACUCUGCUCUUGUGUAUCUAACUGGAAAAAGCUUUAUUAGUGAUUGGCUAGAAUACUCUCAUUGUAUGAGAGUGAAAAUACAGGAGUAUGUUGUGCUGUCUAUAAUGAAAUAAAUUGUUUUCUUGCUCAUGCUGAAAUAAAGGUGAUUCAUUUGGA